UAUAUAAUUUCCCGCGAACUGGAAUCUUUUCGUCUUGAAACGCAGCCCGACUUUUCAAACUCUUGUUAAGGUCUGUUCUCAUUCCAAUCCCAGCGCAUUAGUAAGAAGUCCGGUCUUUUCGUCUCGAGUUCAAUUCAGACUCGGUUUUUCGCAACCGGCCCUUCACUGGCUUUGGUAUUGAGCGAAUAUGGCUUCACUAAUUGCUGUGGCUUUGGUGUAUCUUGCUGUUGGUACAUAUGCGCUACCACCUAUGAGAAAAGAGUCAUGCGCUGCGACAACGGAAUGGACGGGGUGGAAGGAUAUCAAACAUGCCUUCAUCUUUGGAGAUAGUUAUACACAGACAGGGUUCGACUACACGAAAACUCCACCAUCGCCCUCGCAUCCCUUUGGUAAUCCUGAUUAUCCUGGAUGGACGUCUUCAAAUGGGCCGAACUGGGUUGGCUUCCUUACCAUCAAAUACAAUGCUUCUCUCUUGCAGACGUAUAACCUAGCGUACGGUGGUGCUACUGUCGACUCGGAUCUCGUUAAACCGUAUCAACCGACGGUCAUAUCCGUGAAGGAGCAGGUACAAGAUCAAUUUCUUCCAGGGUACACCGGCGACUCCCCCAAAGCUCCGUCUGCUCCGAAAUGGACCGGUGCCGACUCCGUGUUUGCUUUCUGGAUUGGUAUCAAUGAUGUAGGGAACUCGUACGGAUCGGGACCCGAUUCUUCAGGGCCGCUAUAUGAUAAGAUUUUCAACGUUUACUCCGGGCUAGUGGAUCAAUUGUAUACUGCUGGAGCGAGGAACUUCGUCUUUAUUAAUGUUCCACCAGUGGAUCGAAGCCCGUUGACCGUCGGCCAAGGGAAGAGCUCUGUAGACACAGAAAAGGCUGCCAUCGCAGAUUGGAAUAAGAGGGUGGCCGACACAGCUGCUGCUCUUAAGAGUAACCACACCGAGGAAGUCAAUGUCUGGGUCUAUGACUCAAAUAAGAGCUUUGGCGAAGUUCUGGACAAGCCAAGUACAUACGAGCAAACUGCUGGACUGAAGAAUACAACCGGUUAUUGCAAUGCCUAUCAGAAUGGAACACCAGAGGAUAACACUCUCACGCCAAGUUGCGGGGUUCCGGUGAACGAAUAUUUUUGGCUCAACAACUUACAUCCGACUUAUCCUAUUCACGAUGUUGUUGCUAAACAGAUUGCGGAAGCUCUGUCCGUAGGCCCUGCCGUAUGCUAAGUGGGUCAAUCGUAUGUUAAAAAUGGCUUGAGAGGGUUCGAGGUUGAUCAUUUGUAUACGGGAGGAUCACCUCAGUACAUAAACGUAUCCAUACAGCUGUUCGCCGUGUAUAUAACUAAAUAAAAAAGGGGCU
Messenger RNA from Hypoxylon trugodes, 1346 nucleotides. RefSeq names its product carbohydrate esterase family 16 protein. The record is from RefSeq and is a predicted model, not a curated record. The coding region runs from base 188 to 1213 and encodes 341 amino acids. Gene Ontology annotation, molecular function: hydrolase activity, acting on ester bonds. NCBI's taxonomy places the organism in Eukaryota, Fungi, Ascomycota, Sordariomycetes, Xylariales, Hypoxylaceae. The transcript has 4 exons.